AUGGGGAAAGUGAUACGCGUACACCCACGAAAGAUCAACCCAAUCAAGGGGCACCCCCUAACGGUUAAACUUCCCCCAGCGCCAGCACCCUUCCCCCGCCUUUCCUCUCCUUCCUGCCCGUUCCCUCACCUGCACGAUGCCCUCUCUUCUCACCUGCACGAUGCCCUCUCUUCUCACCUGCACGAUGCCCUCUCUUCUCACCUGCACGAUGCCCUCUCUUCUCACCUGCACGAUUCCCUCUCUUCUCACCUGCACGAUUCCCUCUCUUCUCACCUGCACGAUGCCCUCUCUUCUCACCUGCACGAUGCCCUCUCUUCUCACCUGCACGAUGCCCUCUCUUCUCACCUGCACGAUGCCCUCUCUUCUCACCUGCACGAUGCCCUCUCUUCUCACCUGCACGAUGCCCUCUCUUCUCACCUGCACGAUUCCCUCUCUUCUCACCUGCACGAUGCCCUCUCUUCUCACCUGCACGAUGCCCUCUCUUCUCACCUGCACGAUGCCCUCUCUUCUCACCUGCACGAUUCCCUCUCUUCUCACCUGCACGAUGCCCUCUCUUCUCACCUGCACGAUGCCCUCUCUUCUCACCUGCACGAUGCCCUCUCUUCUCACCUGCACGAUUCCCUCACUUCUCACCUGCACGAUUCCCUCUCUUCUCACCUGCACGAUUCCCUCUCUUCUCACCUGCACGAUGCCCUCUCUUCUCACCUGCACGAUUCCCUCUCUUCUCACCUGCACGAUUCCCUCUCUUCUCACCUGCACGAUGCCCUCUCUUCUCACCUGCACGAUGCCCUCUCUUCUCACCUGCACGAUGCCCUCUCUUCUCACCUGCACGAUUCCCUCUCUUCUCACCUGCACGAUGCCCUCUCUUCUCACCUGCACGAUUCCCUCUCUUCUCACCUGCACGAUUCCCUCUCUUCUCACCUGCACGAUUCCCUCUCUUCUCACCUGCACGAUGCCCUCUCUUCUCACCUGCACGAUGCCCUCUCUUCUCACCUGCACGAUGCCCUCUCUUCUCACCUGCACGAUUCCCUCACUUCUCACCUGCACGAUUCCCUCUCUUCUCACCUGCACGAUUCCCUCUCUUCUCACCUGCACGAUGCCCUCUCUUCUCACCUGCACGAUGCCCUCUCUUCUCACCUGCACGAUUCCCUCUCUUCUCACCUGCACGAUUCCCUCUCUUCUCACCUGCACGAUGCCCUCUCUUCUCACCUGCACGAUGCCCUCUCUUCUCACCUGCACGAUGCCCUCUCUUCUCACCUGCACGAUGCCCUCUCUUCUCACCUGCACGAUGCCCUCUCUUCUCACCUGCACGAUGCCCUCUCUUCUCACCUGCACGAUUCCCUCUCUUCUCACCUGCACGAUGCCCUCUCUUCUCACCUGCACGAUGCCCUCUCUUCUCACCUGCACGAUGCCCUCUCUUCUCACCUGCACGAUUCCCUCUCUUCUCACCUGCACGAUGCCCUCUCUUCUCACCUGCACGAUGCCCUCUCUUCUCACCUGCACGAUGCCCUCUCUUCUCACCUGCACGAUUCCCUCACUUCUCACCUGCACGAUUCCCUCUCUUCUCACCUGCACGAUUCCCUCUCUUCUCACCUGCACGAUGCCCUCUCUUCUCACCUGCACGAUUCCCUCUCUUCUCACCUGCACGAUUCCCUCUCUUCUCACCUGCACGAUGCCCUCUCUUCUCACCUGCACGAUGCCCUCUCUUCUCACCUGCACGAUGCCCUCUCUUCUCACCUGCACGAUUCCCUCUCUUCUCACCUGCACGAUGCCCUCUCUUCUCACCUGCACGAUUCCCUCUCUUCUCACCUGCACGAUUCCCUCUCUUCUCACCUGCACGAUUCCCUCUCUUCUCACCUGCACGAUGCCCUCUCUUCUCACCUGCACGAUGCCCUCUCUUCUCACCUGCACGAUGCCCUCUCUUCUCACCUGCACGAUUCCCUCACUUCUCACCUGCACGAUUCCCUCUCUUCUCACCUGCACGAUUCCCUCUCUUCUCACCUGCACGAUGCCCUCUCUUCUCACCUGCACGAUGCCCUCUCUUCUCACCUGCACGAUUCCCUCUCUUCUCACCUGCACGAUUCCCUCUCUUCUCACCUGCACGAUUCCCUCUCUUCUCACCUGCACGAUGCCCUCUCUUCUCACCUGCACGAUGCCCUCUCUUCUCACCUGCACGAUGCCCUCUCUUCUCACCUGCACGAUUCCCUCACUUCUCACCUGCACGAUUCCCUCUCUUCUCACCUGCACGAUUCCCUCUCUUCUCACCUGCACGAUGCCCUCUCUUCUCACCUGCACGAUGCCCUCUCUUCUCACCUGCACGAUGCCCUCUCUUCUCACCUGCACGAUUCCCUCUCUUCUCACCUGCACGAUGCCCUCUCUUCUCACCUGCACGAUUCCCUCUCUUCUCACCUGCACGAUUCCCUCUCUUCUCACCUGCACGAUGCCCUCUCUUCUCACCUGCACGAUGCCCUCUCUUCUCACCUGCACGAUGCCCUCUCUUCUCACCUGCACGAUGCCCUCUCUUCUCACCUGCACGAUGCCCUCUCUUCUCACCUGCACGAUGCCCUCUCUUCUCACCUGCACGAUGCCCGCGACGCUGGGCGGCCAGCCGUUGGAUGCGGAGAGGGGAAGGAUGGCAACGGACAUGAUCACGCGGCCGGCGCGGCGUGCGCCAAACUAAGACACCCGGCUGAGAGCGCGUUUCCCGGGACAGCUGGCAUGACGGCUACCAUAGGGAUUGCCGCGUCGAGAUGGGAACAGUAA
Closterium sp. Naga37s-1 is the source of this 2763-nucleotide messenger RNA. The record is from the annotation of a GenBank genome assembly. NCBI's taxonomy places the organism in Eukaryota, Viridiplantae, Streptophyta, Zygnematophyceae, Desmidiales, Closteriaceae.